Messenger RNA from Humulus lupulus (European hop), 1269 nucleotides. RefSeq lists its product as uncharacterized. The record is from RefSeq and is a predicted model, not a curated record. The transcript is spliced from 4 exons. Lineage: Eukaryota; Viridiplantae; Streptophyta; Magnoliopsida; Rosales; Cannabaceae. Bases 1 to 1269 code for a protein of 422 amino acids.
AUGGACAAUAUUACUUCUUUGGUUCAAUAUGGAGGCAAGUGGAAUGAAAACAACGAGUACCAAGGGUACACAAUGACUGGGAUAUUAAUACCACCAAAUUGUUCUCUUGACAACUUGGUUGUAACAGACAAUUCAGUGUUGUUCUUUCUAGAAAUAAAGAAAAAAGUUGUUGCAAAAAUAAUAGAUUUACCAUUGUGUGUCACUAUAGUUCAAGAAUCAAGCAAUGAAAAUGAUCUUCUUCUACUAGCAAAUCAGAAAGCUACAACAGGAGAAAUGGAGGUGGGGACAUUAUUAAUGCAAGCAAAUCAAGCUUCCAUCAAUGAACAAAUGUUACUUGAAGAAGGAAUGUCAAGCACAACAAAUGACAGCAUAAAUGUGUCAUACAUACCUCAUUUUGCUGAAGAAGUAGCUGAUUUCAUAAUUGAGGACAAUACAAAAAGAAAAAAGAAGUUGGAUGAAAUCCAACUAGUAAUAUCUGAUUACAGAGUCAACACAAUAGAGCAAGGGCAAAUUUACAAGGAUAAGAACACAAUCAAAUCAGCUCUUAGCUACUAUGCAAUGUUGCAUAACUUCCAGUUCAAAACAAAAAGAUCAGAACCUAGAGAGUACCUAGUUACUUGCGCAGAUGAAACACGCAACUGGUUGGUGAGAGCAUCUAAGUACAUAAAUCAAGAUUUAUUCAAGGUACAUAAAUGCAAUCCAAAUCACACUUGCUCUGUUGAAAUUGUUUUGGAAGACCAUAGGCAAGCAAAAAGCAUCGUAGUUGGGGAAUUAAUAAAGAAUAAGUACAAGUCAAUCAAAAGAAAUUACGCUCCAAAUGACAUCAUGAAUGAUAUGAAUGAUGACUUCGGAGUAACUAUGGGAUACACAAAAGCAUGGAGAUCAAGAGAGAAAGCUUUGCGUCUAGGUUGGAGAUACUUGAGGCCUAUAAUUUUUGUUGAUGGAACUUUCUUGAAAAAUGCACAUGGUGGUACCCUAUUUUCAGCAUCAACGUUAGAUUCAAACAACAACAUUUUCGUGUUGGCUUUUGGAAUAGCAGACUCUGAAAAUGAUAACUCAUGGCUUUGGUUCUUCUCCAAACUGAGAGACACCUAUGGAGAACCCGAAGGAUUGGCUAUAGUUUCUGACAGACAUAAGAGCAUAGAUAAUGCAGUACAUAUGGUGUAUCCAAAUGCUUUCCACGGAGCUUGCAUGCUUCACUUACUCAAUAAUUUGAAAGGCAAAUAUGGGAGCCAUGGAGAAGAGCUACAAAUGAAUUCAUUGCAGUAG